This is a messenger RNA of Achroia grisella, 1515 nucleotides long. RefSeq names its product probable transaldolase (gene Taldo). The transcript has 8 exons. Gene Ontology annotation, cellular component: cytoplasm; intracellular anatomical structure. Lineage: Eukaryota; Metazoa; Arthropoda; Insecta; Lepidoptera; Pyralidae. Gene Ontology annotation, biological process: pentose-phosphate shunt, non-oxidative branch; carbohydrate metabolic process; pentose-phosphate shunt. Gene Ontology annotation, molecular function: transaldolase activity. The coding region runs from base 111 to 1106 and encodes 331 amino acids. The record is from RefSeq and is a predicted model, not a curated record.
GUGCAGAACGCAUGUCUGGCGUCUGCACGCACGCCAAUUUGAAUUCGGUUUUCGACGAGCGUGUUCUGUGUGUUGUCUACGUUUAUUUAAUAUUUUUGAUUUAAGUCAAUAUGAGUGGAGAACCUCAACCUAAGCGUACAAAAAUGAGCGAACUUGACCACUUAAAAGAAUAUUGCACUGUGGUAGCUGAUACAGGUGAUUUUGAAGCUAUGAAAGCUUAUAAGCCUACAGAUGCCACUACCAAUCCCAGUUUGAUACUAUCAGCUGCUGCAAUGGAGCAAUACCAACAUUUGGUUGACAAGGCUAUCAAGUAUGGAAAGGACACUGGCAGUACCAUAGAAGAGCAAGUAGCAGAGACCCUUGAUAUGUUGAGUGUAUUAUUUGGUUGUGAAAUUCUGAAAAUCAUACCGGGACGAGUAUCUGUUGAGGUUGAUGCAAGACUGUCAUUUGAUAAGGAUGCUAGUAUUGCAAAAGCCAUUAAGCUGAUCAGCAUGUUUGCUGAAUUUGGUAUCAAGAAAGACAGAAUUUUGAUCAAAUUGGCUUCUACCUGGGAAGGCAUACAAGCAGCUAAGGAGCUGGAAAAAAAGCAAGGUAUACAUUGUAAUUUGACAUUACUUUUUUCAUUGUAUCAAGCAAUUGCUUGUGCAGAAGCUAAUGUUACGCUUAUUUCUCCAUUCGUUGGACGUAUAUUGGAUUGGUAUGUAGAGCAUACAAAGAAAACAUACGAGGGCAAAGAUGACCCAGGUGUUCUGUCUGUAACACGUGUUUAUAAUUACUAUAAGAAGUUUGGUUAUAAAACACAAGUUAUGGGUGCGUCUUUCCGUAAUACUGGUGAGAUACGCGAGCUGGCGGGAUGCGAUCUUCUUACAAUCAGCCCUAAGCUCUUGCAGGAGUUGGCUAAUAGUAACGCAACACUCAAGAGGGUACUCGACCCGAAAAAUGCUGCAGAAAGUGAUAUCGAGAAAAUUUCCCUAAGUGAGGCUCAGUUUCGUUGGCACCUUAAUGAAGACCAAAUGUCGACAGACAAGCUUUCGGAGGGUAUAAGGAAGUUCGCCGCUGACACAAGGAAACUUGAAUCUCUAAUCAAGACUCUACUUGCUAAAUAAUAAUAAAUAUUAAGAGAGAAAUAUGUUGAAGUAAAUAAUAAAACUGAAUAUUACUAAUUAAGUUCAAAUGUUAUAUAAGUAUAUUACAUAUACAUCCAUAUAUAGGUACUAACAUUUUAUAUAAUCUAUGUCUAUAAUCCUUUAAAUUUAGUUUGUAAAGAAAUAUUUUGGGGACCAUAAAAAACAUUCCAAACUAAGUAUUACAGAUACUCCUGUGCCUUCAAGAAUUUUUGUGUCUUAUAUAUUCUAAUACGAUAGCUUGAAAAAUACCUAGCGUAUUUUUGUCUGAGAAGUUGAACUCUUUUUUUUAUUAAAACUGUUUUGUUUUUCGGCUGCGGCAAAUUUUAUAUAUUUUUUUUUUAUAUUGUUGGGAAAUGUUGAAGUUUUUAUUAAAAACGAAGACAGAUUA